Molecule: messenger RNA, 5199 nt
Organism: Calidris pugnax (ruff)
Lineage: Eukaryota; Metazoa; Chordata; Aves; Charadriiformes; Scolopacidae
Gene: CNTNAP1
Product: contactin associated protein 1
Source: RefSeq, a predicted model, not a curated record
AUGGGGCUGCGGCCAGAGCAGGCAGCACCCCUGGAGUGGCAGGGAAGCGGCCCCGGCACCCGCUGCUCGCAGGUGGCAACUUCACUGCCCGGUGCCCGCCGCUGCCCGGUGCCUGGCCUGGUGGGAGCUGCCCGCACCGAGCACCCGGAGCCGCGCGGAGGCGGCUGGUGCGGGCGGCGGGGCCCGCAGAGGUGUGUCAGCUCCGCUGCAGUGGGAGGGGAGAGCGGGAGCCGGACCAUCCGUGGAGCCCGCAGGGUCCCCAGGGUCUGCAGGGUCCCCAGGGUCUCCAGGGUCCCCAGAGCCCGCAGGGUCCCCAGAGCCGCUGGGGUCCGCAGGGCCGGGCCGGGCAGGGGGGGCCACCGCAGAGACACCGCCCAAUUCUGCCCCCCGAGCUCGGCCCCCAGCCCCGCUCUCCCCGCAGGACCCUGCUACGAUGAGCUCGUUGCUCCCCUCUACUCCUCCUCCAUCGGGGCCUCCUCCAGAUACAACAUCUUCUACUCGGCCAGCUUUGCCCGGCUGCACAGCACCAGUGGCUGGUCCCCUGACCCCCGGGACAAGCAGCCCUGGCUCCAGAUCGACCUGAUGCAGAAGCACCGGAUCAACGCGGUGGCCACGCAGGGGACCUUCAACACCUACGACUGGCUGACGCGCUACAUCCUGCUCUUUGCUGACCACCCCACCAGCUGGAAACCCUUCUUCCAGCAGGGCAGCAACUGGACAUUCUUUGGGAACGUGAACGAGAGCGGGGUGGUGCGGCACGACCUGCACUACCCCAUCUUCGCACGGUACAUCCGCAUCAUCCCGGUGGCCUGGAACCCACGGGGGAAGAUCGGGCUGCGCCUGGGUCUCUACGGCUGCCCCUACCGGUCCCACGUGCUCUACUUCGACGGGGAUGAUGCCAUCUCCUACCGCUUCCGGGCCAAGAGGAUCAGCACCCUCGAGGAUGACAUCUCCUUCAACUUCAAGACGCUGGAGCAGGACGGGGUGCUGAUGCACGGGGAGGGCUCGCAGGGUGACUACAUCACGGUGGAGCUCAAGCAGGCCCAGCUCUACCUGCACAUCAGCUUAGGCAGCAGCCCGCUGCAUGCCACCGAGGGCCACACGACGGUGACGGUGGGCAGCCUCCUGGACGACCAGCACUGGCACUCGCUGCACAUCGAGCGCUUUGGCCACCACGUCAACCUGACCCUGGAUGGGGAGGUGAAACGGUUCCGCUGCCGCGGCACCUUCGACCAGCUGGACCUCGAGACCGAGCUCUUCUUCGGGGGGGUGAUUGACCAGGACAAGCAGCACCUCACUUACCGCCAAAACUUCCGAGGCUGCGUGGAGAACAUCAUGUUCAACGGGGUCAACAUCGCCGACCUGGCCCGGCACCGGAGACCCAACAUCCGCUUCGAGGGCAGCGUGGGCCACUACUGCCAGGACCAGCUGAACAACCCCAUCACCUUCGCUGGCAUCAACAACUACGUGCGGGUGCCAGGGAUCCCGCGGAGGAACCGUCUGGCCGUCAGCUUCCGCUUCCGCUCCUGGGACACCGCCGGGCUCCUGCUCUACACCAGCUUCGCCGACCGCCUGGGCUCCCUGGAGGUGGUGCUGAGCGAGGGGCAGAUCAACGUCACCAUCACCCAGCCUGGCAAAAAGAAGCUGGAGUUUGCUGCAGGGCAUCGCUUGAAUGACGGCUUCUGGCACUCGGUGCAGCUGGUGGCACGGGACGGCUCAGCCGUGGUGACCAUUGAUGAUGAUGAUGGUGCUGAAUUUCGGGUGGCUCACCCCUUCCAGCUCCGCACCGGCAGCCAGUACUUCUUCGGAGGCUGCCCCAAGCCGGCUUCGGUCACCGGCUGCCGGUCCAACCAGACGGCCUUCCACGGCUGCCUGCAGAUGCUGAACGUGGACAUGCAGCCUGUGGACGUGGAGCUGCUGGUGCUGCACCGGCUGGCGCAGUACUUCAACGUGUACUUCAACGUCUGCGGCAUCACGGACAGGUGCACCCCCAACCUGUGCGAACACGACGGCCGCUGCAUCCAGUCCUGGGACGACUUCAUGUGCAUCUGCGACCUGACGGGGUACAAGGGGGAGACCUGCCACAAAUCCCUUUACAAGGAGUCGUGCGACGCUUACCGGGUCAGCGGGAAAACCUCGGGGAACUACACCAUCGACCCGGACGGCAGCGGGCCGCUCAAGCCCUUCACCGUCUACUGUGACAUCCGAGAGGACAGAGCAUGGACCAUCAUCCGGCACAACCGCCACUACGCCACACGGGUGACGGGCUCCAGCGUGGACCAGCCCUACCUGGGGGCCGUGGAGUACUGGAAUGCCUCGUGGGCUGAGGUCUCGGCGUUGGCAAACGCCUCCGAGUACUGCGAGCAGCGCAUCGAGUUCCACUGCUACAGCUCCCGCCUGCUCAACACCCAAUCCGGGCUGCCUUUCAGCUUCUGGAUGGGCCGGCACGACGAGAGGCACUACUACUGGGGGGGCUCGCGGCCGGGCAUCCAGCGCUGCGCCUGCGGGCUGGACAAGAACUGCGCAGACCCCAAGUACUUCUGCAACUGCGACGCCGACCACGCGCUGUGGAGGACGGACAAGGGUCUGCUGACCUUCGUGGACCACCUGCCCGUCACCCAGGUUGUGGUGGGAGACACCAAUCGCUCCGGCUCUGAAGCCCAGUUCCUGCUGGGUCCUCUGAGGUGCUACGGAGACCGGAACACCUGGAACACCGUCUCCUUCAACAGAGGCGCAGCCCUGCUCUUCCCCACCUUCCAGGCCAACCACAGCCUUGACAUCUCCUUCUACUUCAAGACCACUGCCCCCUCCGGUGUCUUCCUGGAGAACCCUGGCACCCGAAACUACAUCCGCGUUGAGCUCAACACCACCAGGGACGUGGUGUUCGCCUACGACAUCGGGAACGGGGAUGAGAACCUGACGGUGCGGUCGGUGGUGCCCUGGAACGACGACGAGUGGCACCAGGUGAAGGCUGAGCUCAACGUCAAGCUGGCACGGCUACGGGUGGACAAGCUGCCCUGGGUGGUGCGGCCAGCACCCCCCCAGAGCUUCGUCCGCCUGGACUUCGACCGGCCCCUCUAUGUCGGUGCGGCGGAGCACAAGAUGCGCCCGUUCCUGGGGUGCCUGCGGGCGCUGCGGAUGAACGGGGUGACCCUCAACCUGGAGGGUAAGGCCAACGAGACGGAAGGCGUGCGGGUCAACUGCACCGGGCACUGCCAGGACCCGCCAGUGCCCUGCCAGAACAGCGGGCUCUGCGUGGAGCGCUACAGCCAUUACAGCUGCAACUGCAGCAUCUCCGCCUUCGACGGGCCCUUCUGCAACCACGAUAUCGGUGGGUACUUUGAGGAGGGCACCUGGAUACGGUACAACAUCCUGCCCAUGUCACUCUACGCCGCCCGCGAGUUCGCCAGCAUCAUCAGCAGCCCCUGGGAGCCCCUGCCCGGCUACAACCUCACCAGCGAGGAGGUCAGCUUCAGCUUCAGCACCACCUCGGCACCCGCCGUGCUGCUCUACGUCAGCACCUUCGUCAAGGACUACAUGGCCGUGCUCAUCAAGGAUGACGGGAGCCUGCAGCUGCGCUACCAGCUGGGCACCAGCCCCUACGUCUUCGCCCUCACCACCAAACCGGUGACAGACGGGAGGCCCCACCGUGUCAACAUCACCCGCCUGCACCGCACGCUGUACACCCAGGUGGACUAUCUGCCCGUGAUGGAGCAGCAGUUCUCCCUGUUCGUGGACAGCAAGCUGGACUCCCCCAAAAACCUGUACCUGGGGCGCGUGAUGGAGACCGGCGUGAUCGACCCCGAGAUCCAGCGCUACAACACGCCCGGCUUCUCAGGCUGCCUCUCAGGGGUGAAGUUCAACACCCUCGUCCCCCUCAAAGCCAUCUUCCGCCCCACCAGCCCCCUGCGGCCCUACAGCAUCCGGGGGGAGCUGGUGGAGUCGAGCUGCGCCUCCAUGCUCCCCCUCACCACCAUCCUCAUCCCCCCCGAGAUGGACCCCUGGUACAUGGGCACAGAAUUCCCCCAUGUGCACGACGACGGUUGGAUCGGGAUCAUCAUCGGGUGUAAGUAAGCCCCAGUCGUGAUCUUCUUGCUCCUGCUGAUCGGGGGAGCGCUGGUGCUGCUCUACUUCUACUACCACCGCUACAAGGGCUCCUACCACACCAACGAGCCCAAGGCCAUCCAGGACUACGGCAGCGCUGCCAAACCCCUCUCGGCGCGCAAGGACCAGAACCUGCCCCAGAUCCUGGAGGAACCCAAAGCGGACUAGCAGGGCCGGGGGGGGAGAGGGUGGGACGGGCUCGUAGCCCCCGCAGCCCUGGUUGCUGCCCUGGGGACGAGCCAGCGUCGCGGGACCAAAGGGCCGAGCACACCUUGAACUGCCAACACCCGCCUGGGGGCUGCACCGCACCGACCCACGCUCUGCCCCACGGCCGCCGCCGACCCGGCCCCGGAGCGUGGCCGUGACCCCCAGCCCCGCUCACCCCGGGGUUGGGCAGGCAGCCCCCGCUGCUGCCUCCCACCAGCUGCCAAAUCCUGCCCUACCUCCGGCGGGGAACCCCCCCCCGGGGCCGGGCAGCCACCCCCUUACCCUCCUCGAAGGGGGGAGCGCCCCAAACACCCCCUUAGCGCCGCGUAGAUGCCCCGCUGCUUCGCUCGCUUCGCCAGAGCCACGACGGACGCCACGCGCUGCCCGGCCCCCACGGGACCCCCCCCCCAACUCCCCCCUGGGGGCACCCCAAGCAAUACCCUGCCCUGCCGGCGACGGCCGCCGCUGCCGCGCAUGAGGCCACCGCACUUUGCUGAGAUGCUGCUUUCAUACGAUCAGGUACGGAUCCUUUCUACCAUUUUUUUUGUUGCUGGAGAUUCUACGACACUCUGGUUUUUUUAUUCUAUAUCGGUUUGUAUAAAAAUCCAAACGGAAGCUGCUGUCGGGUGUUUACGUUCCGCGCGUCGUGGUAACGUGGGCUGUAGUUUGCUCCUUCUCUGUACGAGGUGCCCGUCCUGCCGAUUACCUCCAGCCCAGGGAAAGCUCCUGUUCACUCGCUGUAUUUGUGGUAAGACGACGUUACAGAAAUGCAUUUAUCUACCCAAAGGCCUGGCUCCACUGGGCACUUUAUUUUUUAGAAAACCUCUUUUUGUUGAAUGAGAUGUGAAGAUAUUCAAAUAAAGGCAGAAUGACGGUGUUUUGACACUC